This is a messenger RNA of Gryllus bimaculatus (two-spotted cricket), 1380 nucleotides long. The record is from the annotation of a GenBank genome assembly. Lineage: Eukaryota; Metazoa; Arthropoda; Insecta; Orthoptera; Gryllidae.
AUGGCGGUGGGCGGGGCGAGAUGCAAUCGGGCGAGGCACGCGAUUGCCCGUCCUCCCGUCACCGAGCGCUCCCCGCGCUUCGGACAUCGUAUCGACGCGACAGCACGCGCGCAGCAGAGCACGCUAUCGCAGAGAUUAUCGUAUUCCGCUUCAGCUGGCUCGGCUAGAAGCGGGGACAACGCCAUCAGCUUCGCUGUCGACACCAACUACCUCGCGUGGGACACUAACUUUCUCGGCGUCACCAUCUGCGAGAAGGAGAACAGCGAGGUCAUCCAGAAAAUGCGACCGCCUUACGAAAAUGAGACAGUGCGUGAUAAAGACUUGGAUGAGGUGUACAAGGAAGUGAUAUUUUUCAAGUUCGGAGGAAUCUGGGUGGCCACCCAGUGCUUCGACCUGAAUGGGAAUUUCCAGCCGCAGUCCAGGUGCCCGCGGGAUGGCCUGCGCGAAUUGGCGUACUCUCACCGGAGAUCCUGCAAAGAGACGCUGACUGCGUGCACCUGGAACGGCGUGCCCUUCCCCUGCUGCGAGCACUUUCUGCCCGUGGAAACCGAGAUCGGCUUGUGCUACGCCUUCAACAGCAUCCACACUGAGAGGUCCGUGAGCGUGCUUAACACUGCGUCCAACCGCGCCACCGGUCCGGCCACUCUGUACUUCGAAGUUCUCGCCCAGAGCAUGAUGUACGUGCUGCCGCGGCAAGAGGUGCCGACGCGCAACACCAACGAGCGCCACAUGCAGUUGGUGACGCCGGGCUCCUUCUACCGCCUGCUCGUCAGCAUCAAGGAGGUCGAGAACGACCCCGAGGUGGCACACACGUCGACGGCGCAGCGCGGCUGCCGCCUGCAGUCUCAGGGGCUGCCCGCCUACCCCAAGUACUCGUUCAGCGGCUGCCAGGUGCAGUGCCGCGCCGACGCCCAGCGCCACCUGUGCGGAUGCGUCAGCCCGCUCACGCCGCGAGCCGGUCCAAAGGACGUGUGUAACCUGACGGGCCUCCAGUGCCUGACCAAGAACGAGCCGCGGCUGAUGUUCAUCAAAUCUGCGGACGACGUGGCCGGCGCUGGGCUCGCCUGCAACUGCGCGCACGGCUGCGACGACCAGGAGAUCAACCACAUCCUCUCGGAGAGCUACGUGGAAAACUUCUCCUCGGCGCCCGUGUACGUGGUGCUGCACAACCUGCCCACGGUGCGCUUCCGCAGGAACGUCGUGCGCACCAAGCUGGACUUAGUGGUGUCGAUGGGCGGAACGUGCGGUCUCCUGGUGGGCGCCAGCCUGCUGAGCUUCGUGGAGCUCGUCUACUUCUUCACACUGCGCGCCUGGGGCCUCCGCGCCGCCCCCGCACCGACUCCCCGCGCCCUGCACGUGUCCGCCUUCGAGCACGUGUGA